Galendromus occidentalis (western predatory mite) is the source of this 2177-nucleotide messenger RNA. RefSeq names its product cleavage and polyadenylation specificity factor subunit 6. Gene Ontology annotation, molecular function: RNA binding. The record is from RefSeq and is a predicted model, not a curated record. The transcript is spliced from 4 exons. NCBI's taxonomy places the organism in Eukaryota, Metazoa, Arthropoda, Arachnida, Mesostigmata, Phytoseiidae. Bases 4 to 1779 code for a protein of 591 amino acids.
AAAAUGGCGGAUGCCGACAUCGAUUUGUAUGCCGAUGCCGACCUGGACAACGAGUUCAGUGGCGCGUAUGACGACGGUCUCGAAAAUGUAGACCUCUACGACGAUGUCAUCGCCCCGGUGGGUUCAGGCGCGACCAAAGAGCCCCUUCUGAAGGAGAAAAAAAAUGGAGACGCCAAUCCUCCUUUGCAACACAGGGAUAGCGGGCGUCGGGUCGCUACUUAUAUCGGCAAUCUCACAUGGUGGACCACCGAUCAAGACAUCACCGACAUUAUACAGCGAGUUGGCGUCCAAGAUAUGCUGGACGUGAAAUUUUUCGAAAAUCGAUCCAAUGGACAAAGUAAAGGAUUCUGCCUUGUUACUCUCGGAUCAGACGCUUCCUUCAAGAUGCUCAUGGAGCGACUGCCCAAAGAAGAUCUCUACGGCCAGAGUCCCGUUGUCACUCCCUGCACCAGGGCCAGCCUGAAUCAGUUCGAGGCUGCAUCGAGGAAACCGGGUGAAGGACCUCCGCGGGAUUCGGGUGCCAUCGACGGUGAUUCCCGGGGCAUUCGAGACCGCGUCGAUCGAGGGGGCGGCUUCCGGGAGGAUCGGGGAUUCGGUAGAGACAGCGGCUAUCGCGAUGGCUCAGCUUUCAGAGACGGCCCCGGAUUCCGAGACGGAGCGGGCUUCAGAGACGGAGGAGGUUAUAGGGACGGAGGCUUCAGAGACGAUCGGCGAGACAUUUACCGAGACCCCGGCGGCUUCAGAGGCCGCGAUGGCCGUCGCGGUCGAGGAGAUCGAGGUGGACGCGGAGGCGGAUUACCUCGGCACGAUCCGGGAGUGCAUUGGGAAGGCCCUGGUCGAGCGGGACCACCGCCGAUGAGUUUCCCACCACCGAUGAAUGGACCUCCCCCAAAUGUAGGUGGACCACCACCCCCGACUUUCCAAGGUCCUCCGCCCGGUGCGCCCCCCAUGAUGCAUCGGAUGCCACCACCGCCAGGACCAGGGGCUCCCCCGUACGGGCUGCCUCCCCCCGGUAUGCCGCCACCGAUGAAUCAACCGCCACCGGGAAUGCCGCCCGGUAUGCCUCCAGUCUCGAAUCGUCCCCCUCCCCCUCUCCCGGGCUUACCGAACGCUCACCUCAAUCCAGCAUUUUUCCCCGGACCUCCACCAUACGGAGGGGAAUACCAGCCCAGUGAAAUUCCGCCAAUGAGCGACGUCGAAUUCGAAGACAUUAUGGCACGUCAUAGAACAAUAAGUUCUUCUGCGAUCUCAAGAGCCGUGAGCGAAACAGCAGCCGGGAACUACCCUGCGGCCAUAGAGAGUCUCGUGACCGCCAUCUCAAUGAUUAAAUCGUCGAAAGUCGCUAAAGACGAACGCUGCAAAAUUCUUGUGGCAAGUCUCCAGGAUACCCUGCACGGUAUCGAAUCAAAGAGUUAUGGGUCAUCAUCGCGAGCCGAAAAACGGCGUUCACGAUCUCCAAUAAGAGAUCGCGAGAGAGAUCGUCGCGACCGAAGAGACACCAGAAGAAGAGAGCGGUCUCGUUCCAGAGACAGGGAUUACGAUAGAGAGUACCGUGAUAGCGGGUCUCGUGGAACCAGUGAACGAGAACGCGACAGAUCAAGAGAACGAGAGCGUUAUCAUGAUGAUCGAUAUUCUUCAUCCAGUUCCCACAGGGAGCGAGACUACAGAGAUCGCGAUGAUGACCGCGGUUACCGUGACGAACGUAGUGGUGGCGGUAGGGACGACAGGGAAGAGAGGAGCUACCGAGAAAAAGAAAGAAGACAUGACGACCGGAGGUAGAUGAUCGAGUCUCCACAAGCACCACCGCGAGCGACGUUGAGGAUGUUUCCAUCAACAGAUUCGGAAUCGAUCGUCAAGAAAUCUAUGACCAAAAGCCAACGGCUCACGGGGAAAAAAACGAAUAAGUCACCGUAUUCUAUCCCUUAUUCGUCUGCUCUGAUCGUCCUCGACAAAGAUUCUGCUGGACGUCUGCCACUCAGUCAGCGAGCACGUCCCACUCGCAUAUCUCGUGGAGGGGGACAUUUUCAUUUCCAGCUUUUCGCGCAAUCUUUUCCCGCUACACAACGUCGUCGAAUCGGAAACAACUCCAUCGGAAGUUCAGUACGAAUCAGUUCAACUCAUGGAUGCCAUAUUCUACACUUAAAGCCAAUCAUUCAUUCAUGCAGCCAACCAACCCA